AUGGAUCAGGUUGCAACCAUCGACGUAGUAAACCAACCUCCGACGAGAAAUACAUCUAAACGUCUUAUUGACGAUGAAGUUGCAGUGGUCACAGAGAGGGGCGAAAAAGGAACGAGCACGUGGAAAGAAACAGUGACAGUGCAACAAGUCCCACGAGCUGUAUCGGCAAAAGGAGCAUCAGGAACUGGGACGAUACCAGAGCAGACCAACGCUUCUAUACGAAACCAAAACAGUUCUUCUGAAGAGCCAGAAGCUGAACGUCCAUCAAAAUGGACAGAUGCCAGUGGAAAAAACGCAGACCGAGAAACUGUAAGUGACGUCAUACCUAUAUUCGACAAGCUGGAAGCUAUGGUGACCGAAGUUCAACGGAUGGUGAAGUUGGUAAAGCAAGACCUGCUUAAUCGUUCAGUACAAACCAGUGGAGCACAAGAUCCAACCAACGUAGUCAUCAGUAAAACAGAUCCGUCGAAUGAAGAGUUGGAAAGAAAAGUGAUUGAAGACGUCAUUGAACACAUGAAAGGGUCAUUUCUAAGAGCUGCACGUGGUACGAAAGCCGUCAAUGAGGUGAGCAUGAAUCAGAUUAUAUUACAUCGGGUGAUGAAUGUUAUCGAUGAUAUCAUGUGA
Haemonchus placei is the source of this 624-nucleotide messenger RNA. The record is from the annotation of a GenBank genome assembly. NCBI's taxonomy places the organism in Eukaryota, Metazoa, Nematoda, Chromadorea, Rhabditida, Trichostrongylidae.